Molecule: messenger RNA, 1037 nt
Organism: Arachis duranensis
Lineage: Eukaryota; Viridiplantae; Streptophyta; Magnoliopsida; Fabales; Fabaceae
Product: endochitinase PR4
Exons: 2
Coding region: 50-880 (276 amino acids)
Biological process (GO): chitin catabolic process; carbohydrate metabolic process; cell wall macromolecule catabolic process
Molecular function (GO): chitinase activity; chitin binding
Source: RefSeq, a predicted model, not a curated record
UCAUAACAAAAACUGUUUUUUUUUUUUUUUCUAUCUAAUAGCUUAAAUAAUGAAAAUGGAAAACAAGUUACCAAUGAUACUUGUGGCCAUGGCACUUGUCAUGAUUGCGAGUGUUAGUGCUCAAAAUUGUGGAUGUGCAUCGGACUUGUGUUGUAGCAAGUACGGAUACUGUGGCACCGGCGACGAUUAUUGCGGCGACGGAUGUCAACAGGGUCCUUGCUAUAGCUCACCAAGCACUCCGAGCACUCCUAGCUCCGGCAGCGGUAGUGUUAACGUCGCCGACGUAGUCACACAAGAUUUCUUCAAUUCUAUAAUCAGCCAAGCUGCUGCUAAUUGUGAAGGCAAAAAUUUUUACACUCGCGACGCUUUUCUUAGCGCUCUCAAUUCCUACAGUACUUUUGGUCAGCUGAGCUCAACCGACGACUCUAAGCGCGAAAUUGCAGCUGCCUUUGCUCAUUUUACACACGAAACUGGCUACUUUUGUUAUAUUAAUGAGCAAAAUGGUGCAUCACACAACUAUUGUGACUCAAGCUACACACAAUAUCCAUGCAACCCUAACAAGCAAUACUUUGGUCGUGGACCUCUCCAACUAACAUGGAACUACAACUACGGAGCGGCCGGAAACGCGAACAAUUUCGACGGAUUGAAUGCGCCGGAGACGGUGGGGAAUGAUGCCGUGGUGUCAUUCAAGGCGGCGUUGUGGUUUUGGAUGACCAAUGUAAGGCCAGUUGAGAGCCAGGGGUUUGGUGCAACCAUUAGGGCCAUUAAUAGUGGUGAAUGCAAUGGUGGUAACACUUCGGAGAUGAACGAUCGUGUGAACCUAUACAAACAAUACUGUCAAGAUUUUGGUGUUGCUCCUGGUGAUAAUCUUACUUGCUAAGUUAAUAAUGAUGAUGUAGUUGGAAGAAAUAUUAAUAAUGAUGUUAUAAUUAAUAAUAACAAUGGAUUACCCUCUUCACUAGUAAUAAUCCUCGAUUAUUGUAUCUUUUAUAUACGAAUGAAAAUAAAGUGAAUACCAGGAUUAUUUUAUGGCUUAA